Molecule: messenger RNA, 4250 nt
Organism: Tachysurus fulvidraco (yellow catfish)
Lineage: Eukaryota; Metazoa; Chordata; Actinopteri; Siluriformes; Bagridae
Product: acidic fibroblast growth factor intracellular-binding protein B-like
Exons: 12
Coding region: 368-1441 (357 amino acids)
Biological process (GO): platelet aggregation
Cellular component (GO): nucleus
Molecular function (GO): fibroblast growth factor binding
Source: RefSeq, a predicted model, not a curated record
CGUAGAACCGAAUGCGGCUUGUUGCUACCUGAAUCUGGAAAGCGCCUGGUAUGCACUGCGCAUGCGUAGUUCUUUAUGUCAACAAGCAGCAGGCUCAGAUUUUCUAGUGACAUGAUAAACCAAAGACAGCGAGGGUCUGUGGAAAAGAUGUUAUAGUUAGUUGGGCCCCUGGCUACAAAAAACUUGUGAACCUCUUCUACUGAGAACCAACAUGCAUAAUACAGUGUGUUGAAAUCUGCUAACACUCUUCUCUAGGAGUCUUGCUGUACAAAGCAGUACAGAAUUAGCACUGUGUGUUUGGGGCUUAGGAGUUUAACAUCACCUCUUAAUAAGGUUUAAGUCCAAGUGCAACACUAAUUAUCGGAGGAUGUCUAUUGAAUUAGACGUGUUUGUGGGCAACACCACCAUCAUCGAUGAAGAGGUGUACCAGCUGUGGUUGUGUGGAUAUUCAGUUAGUGAUGCGGUGAGGAUGCGGCUAGAGAGUGGUGUUUUCCGUGAGAGUGAUGUUAGCGGAGAGGUCCUGCACAGUGACACCAUGGACCAAUAUAGAACCUUUCAGAUGUGCGAACGGCUUUUGCACUGCCCCUCAAAGUUAGCUAAUCAGCUCCUCUUUCAGAUUCCUACCCAGCGGCAAGCUAUGCUCAUAGGAAGGUAUUAUGAGUUUGACCAUAUGUUUGCCAGAGAGGUUUUAGGAAAGAAGCUUUCUAAAGGGACCAAGAAGGACCUGGAUGAUAUCAGCUCUAAGACAGGCAUCGCUUUAAAGAGCUGCCGUCGUCAGUUUGACAAUUUCAAGCGUGUGUUCAAAGUGGUGGAGGAACUGAAAGGCCCCCUGGUGGAGAACGUGCAGCAUCACUUCCUUCUGUCCGAUUCACUGGCCAGGGACUACGCUGCUGUCGUAUUCUUUGCUAACAGCCGCUUUGAGACAAGCAAGAGAAAACUGCAGUAUCUGUCUUUUCAGGAUUUUGCCUUCUGCGCAGGCCAGCUCAUCAGCUAUUGGACUGUGGGGGCUAUUGAUGACAUGAAGGAGGACAUGGAUAUAGAUCUGGAGAAAGAGUUUUUGCAUGAUCUAAAAGAGCUAAAGGUUCUGGUUUAUGAUAAAGACUUUCUGGAUCAACACAAAAGCCUUGUUUGCUUCCAACUUAAAGGAAAAAUCAAGGUCUUCACUGAGAUGGAGGCUAAUUUUAAGAAUCUGUCACGAGCGCUGAUCAACAUCGCAUCCAAACUCACAAACACCAAAGACAUGCGGGAUUUGUUCAUCGACCUUGUAGAAAAGUUCAUUGAACCCUGUCGAUCAGAUAAAUGGUCCGUUGGAGAUCUCAGGCUUUUCCUCACUCACUACACCAGCACUGUUCACACACUUGAUGCAUUCAGGUAUCAAGUGCUAUGGGAGAGGUAUAUGGGUGUCAUCAAAAGCUGCAUCCUGAAAAUAUACCAUGAUUAAAAUGGUGAUCAGGACCUCCAAUUGUCAUUGUCACGUUCACAAAUUUCUUUGUAUUAGUUUAGAUGUUUGCACAAACAGAUCGCACUCUUUAUAAACACCUAGUGCAAAAAAUUUGCAUUUGAUACUGUAAUGCAUAUUAAGUAAAAUAUAUUACACAAGGACAUCUCAUAACAUUUUCGUCCUUUUUCCCUACAAUCUACUGUGUGCUUACUGCGGUAGAUACAGCAUAAAAGUCCUCUGAAUGGGAAGUGGGGGAACUGUAAUGUUUUCUCACAGUAAAAAAAAACUACCAGUAUACAAGUAUUUGCCUGAAGGUGUAACACAGCAGCAGGGGGCUUUAUUUACCCCAGCAGCUUUGGAGACAGCAGAUGGGAGUUUGGGUGUGUGAGACUUUUACUGCCUUGUAAAAAUCUGUGAACUGUGACAGCAGUCACCUCAAUAACCCUCACAAAUAAUCAUAAAAAAUCCUCAGAACCAGAGCAGUAAUAUAACCUCUGUAUGACAAGGCUCACUUAAACUGAGCUGUGUUCAGAGUAUAAUAUUUGCAGUGCCUCAGAAUCUUCAGUCACCUAAAGUACCUUUUUGUAUUGUAAAAGACACCAGAAGCUUACCAGAAAGCUUGAACUACCAUUGUCUCACUGUUCCAUUUUAUGGAUUUUGGUAUCUGGUUAAUUUAAUACAGGAACCAGCUUGAUACUCUGGUGUUGUGAUUGGCAGUGUACAAUACCACAAUUGGUUAAACUUAUCAUAUCACACAACAAAAGACACCACUAAUGACCCCGGCUCUGGCGGUAGAAUACGAUGAUUCUGGGAAAAAGUAAGGCUAACGGGAACAGUUCAACUGUAUGCUCACUUAGGUGAUAUGCAGUCCUCUCUGAAAGUAUGGAGACAGCGAGGCCUAUUAUUUUUUACCGCUGUACUAUAGAUAGGUUGGUUUGAGAUCCAAAAAAUGUGACAAUAGAUAAGAAUUUCAGUUUUCAUUUUCUGAUACUUACAUCUAGAUGUGUUGAAAAACUUAGAGCAUGUCACCUUUUGUUGAGCCUGGCCUUAUAAACCCACCCACCAUUCAAAUAAACAAAAAUAUCAGACAGGUGAUUCUUGUUGCCCAGUGGUAUCCUGAUAGGUUGACUAUUUAAACAAUUAAUAUCUCUGAAUGUCUACUUUAAGUUUGGACCCUGGGUUUGUCUGUGAGGACUACAUUUUAUGUUUUUAAAGGGAUACACUUACAUGAAGACCAGAGAUCUGGGAAAAUAUAUCAGUGCCAUUGCACAAGUAUUGGGUUAGCCAAUAUAACUGUUUGAAAUAUCCCCAAAAUGGAACAAUCCACUGGUGUACUAACAGUCUGACAUCAAACAGGUCAGCCAAGGAAAACAACAGCAGAUGACAGAAAUAUUGUGAGAGCUAUGAAGAAAAAUCCAAAAGCAACACUCAGUGACAUUACCAACAACCUCUACAGGGCAGAGGUGAAGAUAUCACAAUCCACCAAUCGAAGCAGAAAUUUAGAGGCCAUACCACAACAUGCAAUCCACUCCUGAGCAGUAAAAUCAAACUAAACUAAUAUAUAGAGUUGAGCCACAAAAAUUCUGGAACUAAGAUUAACCUCACCAAAAUGACAAAAAAGCAAAAAUGUGGAGAAAGAAAGGAUAUGGUCAUGAUUCAAAACAUAAAGGCUCACAGGUCCAGCAUUGUGGAGGGUGUUCAUGGCUUGAGCUUGCAUGGUUGCUUCUGGAAAUGGAUUAUUAAUCUUUAUUGAUGAUGUAACAUGAUGUUAGGAGCAGAAUGAAUACAGAAACAUUCUGUCUGCCAAUUUAAUGAGAAAUCCACCUGAUUUAAUUGGAAAGAACUUCAUCAUACAGCAAGACAAUGAUCCAAAACCCACUUCCAACAUAACACCAGACUUUGUUUACUAUCAGGGGAAAUAAAUAGAAGAUUUUAGGCUGGCCAAUUCAAUCACCGAAUAUAACCCAAUCAAGAAUGUAUUUCAUUUCCUGAAGAGAAUACAGGAAGUAGAAACCAACUGAAACAAACAAUGACUGAUAGAAGCUACAAAUACAAGCCUGGAAGAGUAUCACAGAAGAAGAACAGUUUGGUGACGUCAGUGGGUUGAAUUUAUAAAAAGUACAAUGUUAAUUCAAACACAUGGUAAUGACGUUGCAGUUGCUUUUACUAUUGUACUGUACUGUGAUUGUUCCGAAACUUCACUCACAUCGGUAGAAACAAACUUGAACUAGAAACUGCAGUGACAUUAGUUCCAGUUUUGUGCAUGUUUCCUGUUUUUGAAUGUGCACUGGAAAAACGUGACCGUGAUCACAAUGGUUUAAACACACCCCAGUGAAACGAUGAUGCAGUUGGGAGAAAAUAAACCAGGACCCCUUGGCUCUCAUUUCGGGUCUUGUGCCUGAAUGUGCAGGGGAAAAACACACUAACUGUUCAUAAAUCUUAGGCUGAUUAAGAAAUACAACAUGUUUCUGGCAGUCAGUGGACUGUUUUCUGGACUAUGUUUCUCUUGUGACCCUCAUUAAUUUGUGUCGACGUUGCUCAGGCCUCCUUUCAGCCAGGAAAUCUCCAGCUGAGGAACCUGGGGGCAAGGGAAUAGUUACUGAAGCUUCAUACUGUAUGGAUUGAGAAACCAUCACAAUAGAUCCAAAUGCAGCUAAAAAUCACUGCUUUUAGUAACUCUGAUUUUUAUAGUUUGUUUCAGAGGAUCUGACUGACAGAGCCCAGGUGCAUUGUUCUCAUCACACUGGCAGGAGACAAGCAACGACACAUGUUGCUUGUGUUUCUUACUGCUUGAGAGAUGAAUUUGGAA